This is a messenger RNA of Paramecium tetraurelia, 891 nucleotides long. RefSeq lists its product as uncharacterized. The transcript is spliced from 4 exons. The record is from RefSeq and is a predicted model, not a curated record. Lineage: Eukaryota; Ciliophora; Oligohymenophorea; Peniculida; Parameciidae.
AUGCAAAGUCACAAAUCUGAGAGAUCUUACCAAGACUUUCUUUCAGCAAAUGAGUCAGACUUUUUAAACACUUAUUUUUUGUAAUUGGUUAGUGACACUAUCCCUCAGUAUGUUUGUUAAUCUGAAGUAUCCAUGAGACAUAAUCUCGGACUCAAAAUAGAUAUCCAACAACUAUUGCAAUAGAAGCGAAAUCUGCACAUAAAACCAAAUAGAUAUAUGUUUUCACUUUGUGAUUUCAAACUAGAUGGUGCCAUGCAAUUAUUAAGAAAUUAGAUUUAGAAAUAUGAUUUUCAAGAGAACGAGGAGAAGAAGUCUUCGUAAACGAGGAGAAAACUUUAUUAAUCUCUUAUCACCUCUUCCUUCUCAGAUGAUAUUCCAAUUUGCUAAAUCAAUUCCUGGAUCGUUUUAAAUGACAUUAAAUUGGAAUUGAAGAAAGGAGAUAUCCUAUUGUUCAUCGUUAAAAUCAAGGCUUCUUCCUACACUCUAAAUAGAUUAUAAACUCUAAUACAAAAUGAAGUUCAAUACACCAAAUCAAAAAUAAGUGAUUACAUUACUAAAUUUAAGCCCAACAUUUAUCCGAUACUAAUAUUGAAUGCAGAUAUUAAUUUCCCUUAUCAAAAACUGAAUUGCUAAGCUUAUUACAUUGGCAAGUAGAAUCUAAUGUAUCAUUUCUUCCAACAACUGAGAAUACAAGAUGCUGAGGCUAUAACAGAGGAUUUAAUUACAAAAUACAACAUCAAUAGAAUGAGUUAGGCCAGACUGCUAAUUUAGAAGGAAGCCUUGGAGUAUAAGAAACUAGGAAAAAAUAUUGAUAUACUUAAAUUAACUACUUUCGGAGUGGCAAUAGCUUUGGGGUUAAUGUACUUUUUCAAGAAAAAAAUUAUUAAAUGA